This is a messenger RNA of Histoplasma capsulatum G186AR, 507 nucleotides long. RefSeq names its product phosphotransferase enzyme family protein. The record is from RefSeq and is a predicted model, not a curated record. The coding region runs from base 1 to 507 and encodes 168 amino acids. The transcript has a single exon. NCBI's taxonomy places the organism in Eukaryota, Fungi, Ascomycota, Eurotiomycetes, Onygenales, Ajellomycetaceae.
AUGCCCGACAGACCUGAAAUCCAAGCGCCAUGGGUCGCUGAUGCGACAGCGACCGAGAUGGACUUCCUUGAAUCCUCAUUUUUCGCGAGCAAACUGGGUCAGAAACACCUUCCAACUCCAACUGAAGUUGCCGUGUGUUCGCCAGAUUUCCGCACCAACCCCCGACCCAAACCAGUCAAGUUUGAACAUCUUGGGCUUAUUGUCAAGUUCGGUCCUUGUGUGGUGGUUGAAGAGGCUAUAUGCCUUCGUAUGCUGCGAAAAACCCUUCCUGAAAAGGUCCCUGUUCCAGAGGUGUAUGGCUGGAGAGUAGAAGAGGGUCGCGUGUUUAUUUACAUGGAGCUUAUUCAGGGAGAAACCUUGCAUGAUCGAUGGGAUCAUUUAAACGACCAAGGAAAAAUAUCUAUUUGUGCUCAGCUGAAGGAGAUCGUUGCGGUUCUGCGGCAGCUUGAGCCGGACCCUUCAGACUCAUUUAUUGGCAUGUGGAAUGCUAGGCAAUCUCUACAUUAG